This is a messenger RNA of Apus apus (common swift), 1767 nucleotides long. RefSeq names its product cyclin-T1-like. Lineage: Eukaryota; Metazoa; Chordata; Aves; Apodiformes; Apodidae. Gene Ontology annotation, biological process: positive regulation of DNA-templated transcription, elongation; regulation of transcription by RNA polymerase II. The transcript is spliced from 9 exons. Gene Ontology annotation, molecular function: cyclin-dependent protein serine/threonine kinase activator activity. The record is from RefSeq and is a predicted model, not a curated record. Gene Ontology annotation, cellular component: nucleus; cyclin/CDK positive transcription elongation factor complex. The coding region runs from base 1 to 1767 and encodes 588 amino acids.
AUGGAGGACCCAGCGAGCGGCGGGGCCGGUGGCACCGCAGGGCCCCGCUGGUACUUCAGCCGCCAGCAGCUGGACUGCAGCCCCUCGCGCCGCGCCGGGAUCGACUCCCCCCGGGAGCUCUGGUACCGGCAGCAGGCGGCCAGGCUGGUGCAGGACAUGGGGCAGCGGCUGCAUCUCUCCCAGCUCGCAAUCAACACAGCCAUCAUCUACAUGCACCGUUUCUACAUGGUGCAGUCCUUCACCCAGUUCCAUCGAAACUCAGUGGCACCAGCGGCUCUGUUCUUGGCAGCCAAGGUGGAAGAGCAAAAGCGUGCUGCACAGGAGGUCAUCAAUGCAGCACAUUCCUGCCUACAUCCCCUGGAACCUCCUCUAGAGCCUGAGAGUGAGGCAUUCCUGCAGCAAGGCCAAGACCUGGUGUCUCUGGAGUCAAUCAUCCUGGAGACCCUGGGGUUUGAGAUCCUCGUUGACCACCCCCAUACCCACGUGGUGAAGUGUGCGCAGCUCGUGCAAGCCAGCAAGGACUUGGCCCGAACUGCCUAUCACCUGGCAACCAAAAGCCUGCAGCUGACCACCUUCAGCCUGCGCUACACUCCUCCGGUUGUGGCCUGCAUCUGCAUCCACCUGGCUUGUAAGCAGUCCAACUGGGAGGUCCCAGUCUCCAAGGAUGGGAAGCACUGGUGGGAACACAUGGAUGGUGGUAUCACUCUGGAGCUCUUAGAUGAACUGUCUCUGGAGUUCCAGCAAAUCCUGGAGAAAAAUCCCAGCCAGCGGAAGCACCUCUGGAGCUGGAGGGCCUCUCAAGAAGCCAAGAAGCUGAAGGCUGUUGACACCAGUGGACACCAGCAGCGUGUGGAAACGUCCGAGACUGGUUGGUGGUAUCGUCCAGCCAGGCUGGACCUUGAUGAGACCCCAAGAAAGAGCAAACGUGCCUGGAUAGAUGAGUGUCUCCGACAGCAAGGUAUCAUUUGCUGUCAGGAGCAGAGUGGCCAGAACAGUGAAGUGUCACUCCAGGAGCCGGAGGCCAAGCGUGCCAAGGAGGUGGAGGCACAACAGCAGCAGCUGGAGAACACGGGGGCCAAGGUGGGGUGCCAGUACACCUGCACCUCCCAGGAUCCCCUGGUCCAACAGCAGCAGAAGAGGGAAGGACAACAAGACGACAAUCCCUCUCACCAACAUUUGCACCCCCAGCUUGGUGGCAGCCCCAGCAGCGUGGCCAACAAGUGUCCAGAAGGCUCCCAGCCCAGCCCCGUGCCCAGCCCCGUGUCCCACAAAGGCCACGGUCCCCUUGGCUCUUCUCGCAAGAGGCCCCUGCCGGAGGAGCUGGAGGCCACGGCUGCAACCCUCGAGCACCAGCCCAAGGCCAGCAAAGUCUCCAAGGGCCCCGAGGAGCCGCUCCCCAACCCUUGCCUCCCAGGGGCAGCCCCUGUCCCAGGGCACAGCUUGCAAGCAGGCAGCCUCCCCUUAUCCCAGGACCCCCAUGACACAUCAGAGGAGGGUCCCACAGAGGCCCAGUGGCCCCACAACACAUCAGAGAAGGCCCAGGGGCCCCACACCAGCCAGGCUUCCGAGGACCCCAACGUGCCGCUCCUCCACUCCCACCCCUUGGACCUCCUGGCUUCCAACAGCACCAGCACUGCCACCCACAUAGACAAGCCUGGACCAUCCCCCUGCCCUCAGAACUGCCCCCCUGGCUCUCCCCUCUGCCCAGGUAAAGCCCCUUUGGAAGACGGAGUGUUCACAGAGCCCAAACCUGGGCUUUCCCUGUAG